UUGGUGUCUAUGGUGCCGCGCCGCGGUGUUUGCUGGGAUACCUCCGCCCUCCCCGUAGUCCUCCCAGUUUGCGCUGCCUGAGGUCCGUGUCUUGUAGCAAGAUGGCGGCGCUGGGCUCGGGCUGACAAGACAAGCAGAAGAAGGAGGAAAAAAACAAACAACAAAUCACAAAAAAAUAAAACAACAAAUCAACCACAAGCAAUACCCGCCGCCGGUGAUCUGAGUCCUCGCUGUUCUCGUCGAGGUGUGACAGGCCCUGAUAUAACCCCCCACCGACCCCGGGCUGGCUGGCUCUCCACACCCCAAUAGACAGACACCCGAUACAGACUGCGGCCCCACACUCACAGCAUCACUCAGGCUGUGCAUAUAGGGCAGCAACGUGCUGCAUGCACACAUACACACAUAUAUAUAUAUAUAUAUAUAAACACACAUAUAUAUUUAUAUACAGCAUCAUUUACUGUGCAGAAUAGGUAGCCAUUCAUAGUGUUGCUAAUAUUAGCCCUGACAGCUUGAUGAAAACUGUCAAAUGAGCACACAGCAGUGACACCCUAAGUACAAAACCCAAUUGCACCUCAAGGGCAAAUACCAGGGGCUCGUGUAUAUCUAAUAGCUGCUUGCAAACCAUCCAGGAGCGGAGAGGCACAUAUAUAGGAAGAGCAGGGACUGAGCAAUCUGCCUAGUACACACAUUUUUGAUUAUUACAACUGUUUGUAUGGCCCAAGGGUCUGUGAUUGUGUAGUAGUUGUGGUUGUUUGUUAGCGGGUUCUCGCAUGAGUUCCCCGGACCGGAGUCGGCGGCAGCAGGAGAGAGAGGGAGCCCCGGAGCCCGAGAAGAGGAAGACACAAACCCCCUGCAGCAGCCAGGAACACAGCCCCGUUGGAGACAGGUCACCAGGAGAUACUCAUUCAGAUAACCUAGAAAAUAGCCGGAUGAAGCGAGCAGCUGCCAAGCAUCUAAUAGAACGCUACUACCACCAGUUAACUGAGGGUUGUGGAAAUGAUACCUGCACGAAUGAGUUUUGUGCUUCCUGUCCUACUUUUCUUCGUAUGGAUAACAAUGCAGCAGCCAUUAAGGCCCUCGAGUUAUAUAAGGUUAACGCAAAACUCUGUGAUCCUCAUCCCUCCAAGAAAGGAACCACCUCAUCCUAUCUAGAAAACAACUCGAAAAGCGCCCAUAACAACUCGUGCACAGAAAGAAAGAUGAACAGGAAAGAAGUACACGGACCGCGUGAUGACUUUAAAGAUGUGGCUUUCUUAUCAGAAGAAAAGGUGUAUGAAAUCCUUGAAUUAUGUAGAGAAAAAGAGGACUACUCUCCUCUUAUUCGAGUAAUUGGUAGAGUUUUUUCCAGUGCCGAAGCCUUAGUUCAGAGCUUCCGAAAAGCUAAACAGCAUACAAAAGAAGAACUAAAAUCCUUGCAAGAAAAGGAUGAAGAUAAGGAUGAAGAUGAGAAAGAGAAAGCUGCUUCAUCUGCAGCUGCUAUGGAAGAAGAUUCUGCCGCAUCGUCCUCAAGGUUAAGUGACAAUGCACAAGGAGAUAACAACAUUCAUAAAUUAGGUCCAGAAGAAGUGUCACUAGAUAUUGAAGCAGUUAGACGGGUCUACCACAGGUUACUUUCUAAUGAGAAAAUAGAAUCUGCUUUUCUUAAUGCACUUGUGUACCUUUCUCCCAAUGUGGAAUGUGACUUAACUUAUCAUAACGUUUAUUCUCGAGAUCCCAACUAUCUCAAUUUAUUCAUAAUUGUGAUGGAGAAUGGUAAUCUCCAUAGCCCAGAAUACCUGGAAAUGGCUUUACCAUUGUUCUGCAAAGCAAUGAGUAAAUUGCCCCUGGCAGCACAGGCAAAGUUGAUCAGACUUUGGUCAAAGUACACUGCUGAUCAGAUUCGACGAAUGAUGGAAACGUUUCAACAACUGAUCACAUACAAGGUUAUAAGUAAUGAGUUUAACAGUCGCAAUCUAGUUAAUGAUGAUGAUGCUAUUGUUGCCGCAUCAAAAUGCUUGAAAAUGGUUUACUAUGCAAACGUUGUGGGGGGAGAGAUUGAAACUGAUCACAAUGAAGAUGAAGACGAGGAGCCCAUCCCUGAAUCCAGUGAACUAACCCUUCAAGAACUUCUAGGGGAAGAACGAAGAAAUAAAAAAGGCCCUAGAGUAGACCCUAUUGAAACGGAGUUGGGUGUUAAAACUAUUGAUUGCAGAAAACCGCUCAUCCCUUUUGAGGAAUUUGUUAAUGAACCAUUAAAUGAUGUUCUUGAAAUGGACAAAGACUAUACGUUCUUUAAAGUGGAAACUGAAAAUAAAUUCUCCUUUAUGACCUGCCCUUUUAUCCUGAAUGCAGUAACAAAGAAUCUGGGUUUAUACUAUGAUAACCGGAUCCGUAUGUACAGUGAGCGACGAAUCACUGUGCUCUACAGUCUAGUGCAAGGACAGCAACUUAAUCCUUACUUGAGGCUCAAAGUCCGGCGGGAUCACAUCAUUGAUGAUGCACUUGUUAGGCUAGAAAUGAUUGCCAUGGAAAACCCUGCUGAUCUGAAAAAGCAAUUGUAUGUGGAAUUUGAGGGAGAACAAGGAGUAGACGAGGGAGGUGUUUCUAAAGAAUUUUUCCAACUUGUUGUAGAAGAAAUUUUUAACCCUGAUAUUGGUAUGUUUACUUAUGAUGAAUCUACUAAACUGUUUUGGUUUAAUCCAUCAUCUUAUGAGAACGAAGGACAGUUCACGCUAAUUGGAAUUGUUCUUGGCCUUGCAAUUUACAAUAAUUGCAUUCUAGAUAUUCAUUUUCCAAUGGUUGUUUAUAGAAAGCUGAUGGGGAAGAAAGGAACUUUUCGUGACCUUGAAGACUCUCAUCCUGUUCUCUUUCAGAGUUUAAAGGACCUUUUGGCAUAUGAGGGCAAUGUUGAAGAUGAUAUGAUGAUCACUUUCCAGAUCUCUCACACUGAUCUGUUUGGGAAUCCAUUAAUGCAUGACCUGAAGGAAAAUGGCGAUACAAUCCCUAUUACCAAUGAGAACAGGAAGGAAUUUGUCAAUCUUUACACAGAUUACAUCUUAAAUAAAUCAGUAGAAAAACAGUUUAAAGCAUUCAGAAGGGGAUUUCACAUGGUUACCAAUGAAUCACCACUGAAGUAUCUGUUUAGACCAGAGGAGAUUGAACUCCUCAUCUGUGGAAGUCCGAAUUUAGACUUUCAAGCUCUAAAAGACACAACGGAAUAUGAUGGUGGCUACACUCGAGAAUCAAAUAUUAUUAGAGAUUUCUGGGACAUAGUGCAUUCAUUUACAGAUGAACAGAAAAGGUUAUUCCUGCAGUUUACAACCGGCACAGACAGGGCACCUGUGGGAGGACUGGGUAAACUAAAGAUGAUUAUAGCCAAAAAUGGCCCUGACACAGACAGGUUACCAACAUCUCACACAUGCUUUAAUGUCCUUUUGCUUCCGGAGUACUGCAGCAAAGACAAACUGAAAGAGAGAUUGUUAAAAGCUAUCACAUACGCCAAGGGGUUUGGCAUGCUGUAAAAUGAAAAUGGCAAACAAGCUCAACAAAAGGGAUCACAAUAGUUGAAAUUGAUAUCCCUGUUCAAAAAGGCCAUAAGAUAGCAAGCUACAACUAGUCGACUGUGUGUGUGCCUCCCUUCUCCUUUGAGGACAGUGGGCUGGAACAGCAGAUUUCAGCUGCUUGUAUGAACAACAAUUAUUUUGGGGUUUUGUUUUUGUUUUUUUCUUUGUUUUGGUUUGUUUGGGGACUUUUCCAGCUAGUGUGAAAGUGUUGUACAAUCUUUCACAUUGAUGUACAGAAACAUUUUCCUGAAUAUUUAUUUUUAAGGGUUAAAUCACUUUUGCUUGUAUUACAUACUGCUUGAACUUGAACCUAUUUGAGUAUUGGAAAAUGUACUACUCUCAUGUGAAAAAUUUGCCAUCGUUAAGCAGAAAACCUAUCUUUCAAGUGUAUGCUUAUUUGUCUAUGUCCAUGUGUCCCUGCAGCUAAUCGGGAACUGUGCUUUCAUUUUACGUUUUUCUUUUUCCUUUUUAUUUUAUCAUUAUUAUAAAUUUGCUUUUGAAACUUGAAUUCAUUGAAUACCAUGUGAUGCAAUGACUGCUGUUCUAGCCCCAACGAAUUUCUGUGAGAAGAUAAUGUAGUCAAUAAAGAUGGAAGGGAGUACUUGGAAUGUUAACAUGCAGCCUUGCAAACUUUUUACUUUAGUCACAGCACAAAAAAUUAAAGAGAAAAUCACUUCACUAUUUGUUGUCCUCAAGUCUUGUAAACUAUAUUGUUUCGUUUAAAAAACAAAAAAAGAGAGAGAGAAAGCAAUUUGAUAACAAUGGUAUAUCAAAGGGAUAUAGAGUUUAGCGCGGUUUUAUUUUUCCAAUGACCGUUUACUGGCAGAAAUGCAUUUUUGGCCAAAUGUUCUGUGGUAGAUGGUGGACUUAUUAAAUUUAUGAGCAUUAGCUAUUUCCUUAUUAUAAAACAAAAAAGCAUGUGGAAGUGCACUUAAAGAAUAUUAAUUACAUAUUACGUUAACAAUAAAAUAGACAAUCCAAAGUCUUCCCUACAUAUUAUGUUGAAAUCCUUUAAUUUUGUGUUGUUUUGUAUUUUAUUCAAUGCACAUAAUUUUGUGCUGCUUCAUAAUUAGUAGGGAUUGUCCUGGCUUCUCUCCAAGACAGAUCAGAAGAAUUGCAAAAAUAACGUAAUAAAAAAAUAGUAUCUUACCAUCUAUAAAUAGGCUUCAUUAUUUCUUUUUAAAUUGAGGGUUUAAAUCAUAUCGGAAUGUAUUUGUGUACCUUUCUUGGACUUCUAUGUGUGACGUUAACUUCAUUUUGCAAUAGUAAAUAAAGGGAUUAUUCAUUUUUAACCAAGGAUAAAAUUAGUAUAUCUUUUAGUAAACUGUUGCUGCAGAUAUACAAAACUGAGUUUGUGCCUUGACAGCUGCGCAAAAAUGUUCUGAUGGUUUAAUAGUUUAUUUAAAAUCUGCAGUAUAAAGGCUAUAUAUUUUCCGGUUUCUUCUAGAAUAUUUUUUAUUAAGUAAGCCCAUGAAUAGUUUUUUUUUUUUUGUUUUGUUUAGUUUUUUUAUGUGUGUAAAGUACAGUGAUUGUACUAAAGGGUUUUUUUUUUUUUUUGUUUGUUUUUUUGUUUAACUGCACAGUUAAAAGCCCAAUUCAUUCUGCUUUUUAUUAUAUAGGUUUGUAUCCCAAACUUUAGAAGUCACCAUUAAUAAAUGUAUAAGAUAGCAGAAAAUUAUGUAUUAUUUAGCUCUUUUCAUAUACAUUAACUGGAUAUACAUGUGUAACCACAAAUUUUGAUACUUCUGGUAAUGUGGUUUUGCUAAAUUUUGUACUGGAACUAUCCAGAAAUCAUCCCAUGAGCUGCCAAUAAAUUUUAUGUGAAACAUU
Pelobates fuscus (common spadefoot toad) is the source of this 5372-nucleotide messenger RNA. It is a transcript of the gene UBE3A, whose product is annotated as ubiquitin protein ligase E3A. The transcript is spliced from 11 exons. Gene Ontology annotation, molecular function: ubiquitin protein ligase activity. Gene Ontology annotation, biological process: ubiquitin-dependent protein catabolic process; protein polyubiquitination. Lineage: Eukaryota; Metazoa; Chordata; Amphibia; Anura; Pelobatidae. The coding region runs from base 771 to 3500 and encodes 909 amino acids. The record is from RefSeq and is a predicted model, not a curated record.